AUGUCUGCCCUCAGCUACAUCCGCCGCCGAGUGUUUGGCAAGUCUUGGUCGCUUCUUAAGUGCUUCCACCACAACCAAUGUUUGCAGCUUCUAUUACUACCAUUUGCCAGCCUCCACCCCCUUGCCAACAUCUUCCAUAACCAGCACCAUUUAUUAACAACUUCUAUCACAACUGCCUACAACUUGUACCCAAGCCCAGGUCGCCCACCCAUCCAAACCAUCCAAACCCCAGAAUCAACCCGAACUUGCUGUACCCAAGCCAGCUCUCCCGUAAGCCAGAGUAGCAACAUCGAUAGCAACAGCAACAGCAAAAGCGGCAGCAACAGCAAGGCUAAAACAACGAAGGAGAAGAAGGAACAGCAUGAGAGUGACAGUGUUCGGAACUCGGCUUGGUCUAUGGCUAAGGCUAAUAUUACGGAUAAUCAUAAGGUUCGGUAUAAGGGUCAUGCCAUCACCGAAAACACAGUGACUCUCACCCUUAUGUCCAGUGCUGACAAGGUCUUCAUGUCUCUCAACAAGCGCGAGAUCUACAGGAACCUCCAAGACCGAGGCAUCCACGCGGUCGUCCUGAACCAGCACUCGGGUCGCGUGACAGCCAAAACGCGUUUUCGACACGUUCAGCCCCGGCGUCGAGGAGGAGUUGGUGGAGUUCGUAGACGACGUUCAAGAUGGCGGAUCAUCGUCUUCGCCGUCCUGAAAAAUAUAUGUCAGUAG
Penaeus vannamei (Pacific white shrimp) is the source of this 714-nucleotide messenger RNA. The record is from RefSeq and is a predicted model, not a curated record. Lineage: Eukaryota; Metazoa; Arthropoda; Malacostraca; Decapoda; Penaeidae.